This is a messenger RNA of Sphaeramia orbicularis (orbiculate cardinalfish), 3015 nucleotides long. RefSeq names its product netrin-4. The coding region runs from base 438 to 2342 and encodes 634 amino acids. The record is from RefSeq and is a predicted model, not a curated record. Gene Ontology annotation, cellular component: laminin trimer. Lineage: Eukaryota; Metazoa; Chordata; Actinopteri; Kurtiformes; Apogonidae. Gene Ontology annotation, molecular function: protein binding. Gene Ontology annotation, biological process: axon guidance; substrate adhesion-dependent cell spreading; tissue development. The transcript has 10 exons.
AGUGGGUUUUGGUGUCUGUGGAUUAAUUAAUCGUCUCAUUAAUUCCUUCAUUCAGAAACAGAAGAGGUUCCUUUUUUUAUUGAAGCACAGACAUAGUUUUUACAAAGUGGACCAGGACAUCUGUCAAACUCACGGUUCUUCUUGUCAAAUAUGAGGCAUUAACUCUUGGACAAAAAAACCCCAGUAUCUUCGUCAUCUGCUGCCGGAGACAGAGACUUCCUGUCCUUGAGAAUAGUGUCACCUUUUUAUAAAAAGAAAAAAAAAAAAAAAAUCCCACCAUCCCUUGGGGGACGGAGUUGAAUUCAGCUGGACUGAAGUGCGCAUUGCGUAAUUGGAUAGAAAUGCACUUGUCUAUUAAAUGCACAUAAUGUUAACAUCUAUCUCCAAUAGAAGAGGAUUUACGCACUUUGUAUGUUGCAAACACAGCAUCACCAAGCAUGAAAGUGUCUAAUAUCCUUGGGAAAGGUCGACAUCAGAUGCUGGUGGCGCUCUGUUGGCUGGUUUUGGAUCUCAGUGAAGCAGCCUCCAGAUGUGUGGACCGUGCAUGUAGUCCACCCAUAGGGAACUUGGCGAGUGGCAGGACCCUCUUCACCCUGUCAGGCUGCUGUGGGAACACCUCCCUCCACCAUAACCUUUGCCCUUGUCCUGCUGCGGCCUCCCACACCUGCUCGGAGGACCCCCAUCCUCCUGCUCAUAUGACCGAUGACCCUUUUUUGCAUCCGGAUACCUGGUGGUCCUCAGGUGCCUGUACCAUCAUGCAGCAAGAUGAGAUCCAGUUGGACCUGGAGACACAGUUCUGUCUGUCCCAUGUGGUUUUGUUGUUCAGGUCACCCCGUCCUGCUGCAAUGGCCAUUGAGCGCUCAGCUGACUUUGGAAAGACGUGGGAAGUGCUCAAGCUCUUUGCACACAACUGCAGCAUGGAGUUUGGUUUGCCUGAUGAUUUUAAUCAGCCAGGAUCCUUGUGUACAUCCCGCUAUACAAGUGCUGCACCCUGCAGUGGAGGCGAGGUAAUAUUACGGACAUUAGAGCCCAGCAGCAUUAAAAUACUGGACCCCUACAGUCCAGAAGCUCUGGCCCGUCUGACUCUCACAAACCUCCGGAUCAGACUGAUCAAAGCUCAGACCUGCUCGGCUCCUCUUAAACUCACAGACAUCAAGACCUACACAUCUGCCACAGAAAGUCCUGCCUCAGCACCGUAUGCUGUUUAUACUUUAUUGGCCAGAGGGACGUGCUUGUGCCACGGACAUGCAGAGCAUUGUGUACCAUAUAACAGCAGCCAAGACACGCAAGAGGACAGUAAUAUGGUGUCUGCGAGGUGUGUGUGUACUCACCACACGGCGGGGGAUCACUGUGAGAAGUGUGCCCCGCUCUACAACGAUCGCCCCUGGAGGCCGGCCAACGGCAGCAGCGGGGAGCCCAACCCAUGCCAGAAGUGUGAGUGCCACGGUCACGCUGACAGCUGCCACUUCUCCCAUCGGGCAUGGCUCUCCUCUAACGGCACCAGCGGGGGCGUUUGUGACAACUGCCAACACAAUACUGCCGGCCGAAGGUGCCAGCGCUGCCGCCACGGAUACCGCCGCCACCCGUCCCUGCCUCUGAACUCAGCCUUCACCUGCACACGCUGCCACUGUGAUCCACGGGGCUCCUUGCCUUCCCGUGCUGCAGAGGGGGGGUCCUGGUGCCACCCCAGGACCGGCCAGUGCCACUGCAGAGCCGGUGUAGGUGGUACAAGCUGCAGCCACUGCCUGCCUGGAUACUGGGGCUUCGGAGAGCAGGGCUGCAGGGCCUGUUCCUGCCCCCACAGCUGCGACCCCACCACCGGGCAGUGUCAAGACAGCUACACCAACAAUCAGGUGUUUAAUGUUCCCAUUGGUGGGAAAAUCCCUGAUCUGGAUCAUAUGUUCCCACUUGAAGAGGAGGUUCCAUGGUCAAAGGAGCUGGCGGUCUCAGCCCUGCAUUACACAGGAAAAUGCAGCUGUAAAGAGAAAAGGCUGAGAAGUGUGUCGGAUCUCUGCAAGACCAAACAUGACUAUGUGAUCAAGGCCAGUGUAUUGUCGGCUCAUGACAAAGGCAGUCACGCAGAAGUGCAGGUAAAAGUUCGCAAAGUCCUGAAAUCAGUCCAGGUGGUGCUGGAUUUAGGGACCAUUAGCAUCUACCCUCUGUCCUGGACCAGUCGAGGCUGCACGUGUCCAAUCCUAAACCCUGGUAUGGAAUACCUCCUGGCAGGUCCAGAGGAGGCGGGGACAGGCCGUCUGUUGGUCACCAUGCAAAGUGUAGUCGUCCCCUGGACACCGCGACUCGGUCUACUUAUAUCUGACGCCCUAAGAAAUGGAUGUCCAUGAUCCAAACACACCAUGGGCACCCAGGAAGAGUCAGUGGAUUAUUCAGAAAAAGGACUGAAACUUAUUGGACCUCAUGUUAAUGUCAAGAGGAAAAUGAUCCAGGAGUCAAACUCAAAACCAAUUGACUCCACAAAACUGCAGCAAAAUGUCACAAUCACUGUGUAACACACAGUAAGGACUGAAACAAAUGAAAAGAACAGACUGCAGUUCAAGUAUGAUGUAUUACACGCUGUUUAUCUGUAUGCAUAUUUGCUUUUAUGUUAAAACAUAUUUGUUACCCAGUACCCGUGGGGCUCUGGUUACAUGUCUGUAAAAGACCAGAAUGUAUUUUUUCAUUAGCAAAGCCUGAACUUCUCUGAAGACAAAUGUUCUGUAAUUUAACAUGUAUGACAUUGUAAAGGCUGUAAAAUAUGAUUAAGUCUUAAUGUCAGUUAAGACUAAUACAGAUUAAUAUUUAAUUCAUAUAAUCACGGACAUUUUGAGGCCUCUUCAGUGAGUGACGUUCAUAUAAAAGUUUUCACACUUUGAACAGAAAGAUCAAAUGUCAACGGUCUCAUUAAUAUUUUAAUUUGAAAUAUUUGAGAGAAAAUGUAAAGUCCUUUAAGGCCUGAACGACAUUAAACACCGACCACAGCUUCCAACCAAAGAUUUAACAGUACUGAAACAAAAAAAU